GGUGCCGCGCGCCGCCGCGCCAGUGCCGUGCCGCCCGCCGCGCGAACCAGUCGCAUCGCCGUGCUGCGCGCCGCUCGCGACUCGACUCGUGUACCCUGUGUACCUGUGCCCUGUGUUAUACCCCUAAAAGUACGUAAACAAAACACACUAACUUACCUGUGAAAGUGCGGUCUGGAUUUAUAUUGGAGCGGCAUCAAACGCGUGCGUAUUGCUUGUUUGUUGCGAGUGAUAGAAUCUGUUGCAUUCUGCAGGGCGCUACCAGUGAUCAAGCCUCCCGUACCAGCAUGUAGUAGUCAGUGAACGAUAAAAACCAACAAAUUUUCACUCGCGUUCUAACCAAAUUCAAAAUGGCCGACGUUCUCGAAAUCGAAUCGGUAGACGAUGAUCUCGGUUACGAUUACGAGACGACAAAGAUCCCGGAUAUCAUCGCUCCGGAUGAAAUGAUCGAGUCUGGGUACCAAGAGGGGUCGGAGCAAAGUUACGGGGACCGUAGGGACUCGAAGGAGGGUUUUGGGGGCGAAGGGGACUCUGACAGUGGGGUGGAUGGGGUGAGCAGUGGCUGCAGUGUGGCGGACGACUGCCCCGUGGUGUCGAUCAACGACGUGGUGGCGUACUAUGAUGACAUUCGUCCGAGGAGGCGGCAUGUUCCGCAGCUCAGCUUCUACAACGUGGACAUCGAGAGGCUGGCCAUCGAUACUGUUGUUCAGAGCGAGUCGAGCUACACCUCGUCGGAAGAGGGCUGCGGUGGCGGCGAGCGCCACGCCGUGCUCAGCUACGAGCAGGUGCGGCGGCUCAAUGACGUCAUGGACGAGGUGGUCGCCAUCCACGGCCGCGGCAACUUCCCCACGCUGCACGUGCGCCUGCGCGAACUGGUGGCCGGAGUACGAGCCCGCCUCGAGGCGGCGCAGAGUGCCGGCGGCGCUGGUGUCUGUGUGCGCGACGUGCGCCUCAACGGCGGCGCCGCCAGCCACGUGCUGGCCGACCGGCCCCAGCCCUACUCUGACAUCGACCUCAUCUUCACGGCCGAACUGCCCACCGCACGCCACUGCGACCGCGUUAAGGCCGCCGUACUCGGCCACCUGGCCACCCUUCUCCCGCCCGCCACCCCGCGCCGCCGCGCCACUCCCGCCGGCCUCAAGGAAGCCUACGUCUCUAAGAUGGUCCGCGUCAACUCUGACGGAGACCGCUGGUCCUUGAUAUCUCUUGGAAAUUCGCGCGGCCACAAGUCCGUAGAACUCAAGUUUGUGGACACGAUGCGCCGCCAGUUCGAGUUCUCCGUCGACUCGUUCCAAAUUGCUCUGGACUCUCUGCUCGCGUUCCAUGAGUGCGCGCAACUGCCUAUUGGCGAAAACUUCUACCCUACCGUUGUGGGAGAGUCCGUCUACGGUGACUUCAACGAGGCUUUAAGCCACCUUGCCGAGAAACUGAUUGCGACGCGGCAGCCGGAAGAGAUCCGUGGCGGCGGUCUACUCAAGUACUGCGCCCUCCUGGCAAAGGGCUACCGGCCGGCGCGACCAGACAAAAUCAAAACUCUCGAGCGGUACAUGUGCUCGAGGUUCUUCAUCGACUUCCCCGAGCUCGGACAGCAGCGCGCCAAGCUCGAGGCCUACCUGCGGAACCACUUCGUCGGCAGGGAGGAGGAAGCUCUUAAGCAUAGAUUCUGUAUGAGUGAGUUGUCGCUAACCGGCGGUGUCGCUCGGUGCAGGUACCUGACGCUGCUGCACGGCGUGGUGCGCGAGUCCACGGUGUGCCUGAUGGGGCACGAGCGGCGGCAGACGCUGGCGCUGAUCGAGGCGCUGGCGUGCCGCGAGCUGUGCGCGCGGGCGCCGCUGGUGGUGGCGCCGCCGUACUUCGUGUGCGUGUGCGCGGCGUGUGCAGCAUGUGCAGCCUGUGCCGCCUGCGCCGCCUGCGUGCCGUGCGCGCCCUACUGCGAGUGCUGCCGCGCCGCCUCCUGCCCGGCGUGACCGGCGCCCGCCCACACCGACCAUGAAUUUAGUGCCAAAUGUAUAUAAUACGGAUAACAAAAUGUAUGUACGCGCAGGAGCGGGCGCGCGUCACGUUGCUCAGUGUCCGCCGAUCAAUUUGCUCGUCAAUUGUCCCCGCGCCGCGACGUGAAGUAAUUUCUAGUCGUACUCCUUUCGUGUUGAUAAGUUAAUAUGUUAGCAGUACGAAAAUUAUCGUUCACGUGGAUUGUGACGGACGCGCCGCUAGAUAGUGAGUCCGAGUCGAUGGUCUGCCUAUAUAAAAAGACUAGUUAGUUAUUUUUAAGCUUUUAUGUAUAGAAGUCGUCUCCAUAAAAGUAGUGGCAUGUCUCUCGCCGUCGAAAUAUCACGGAGAAGCGGACGGUCGGAUACGAGUUUUAUUGCUAAUUAAGUGAGAAAAUUGUUGCGAGUAUGAUACCCGGGUCACUAGAACAUCGGAAACAAUCGGAGGAGCGUGCGUACCGAUAGCAGCCACAGUGUAGGGCGGCAGUCCUCAGCAGCACCCGCGACUCGCAUAGUCUCGCGCAGCCCGCGCUCGCCUCCGCUCCUCGGUGUCACGUCAACAACUAUUUUACUAUGUAUUUAUCAAUCUGAAAGGAUGUAUGUAUACACUUACACGUUUCGUGAUCGCUCUAGUAUUGUAUACGGCUUGGCGAACGAGUAACAAAUUAAGAUACACAUAGAAAAAUACAAAAAGAUUAAAAAAAGUUAAAAAACCCAAAAAAAUAUAUUACUAAGGUGUGUACAAUAUUAAAGUUCACGCUUUUUUAAAUAAUAUAAAAAUACCAUUAUAAAAAUAUUUUAAGAACAUUUACAAGUAGUGACGUCACUUAGUAACAGAGUACUUAUGAACAUUUUUUUUUACUAUUAACGUCUCAUCAAUUACAGUUUAUAUUAAAGCUGUAGAUGUAUGGAAAAAUGUGAUUUAAUUGUUGUAUUAAUUAACCAUGUUGUCGAUGAUUAUAUUAUCUACUUACAUAACAUUAUGUAGAUUAAAUCCAAUAGAGAGAUAUAUUAUUAUUGUUGUAUUUUAAUGAGAUAUAGAAUAUAUGAACGAUGGUGUAAACAGUGUCCGGCCAAUACGUGAAUGUGUCAGAUAUUUUGCCAAAUGCAUAUUCAGAGUAAAUACUAUAUUUAUACACAUUGCAUGAACUUUGUAGGGCUUUUACUAAGCAAUUUGUUACGUAGUAUAUUUUGAGUAGCGGAAGAUAUAUCCGAAGUAAUCAAGUACAAUCAUCUAAUAGAGUUAACCCUUAUAGUUAACUUCGGAACAAUUUAUCGAGUUUAUGAACGAAUUUUCCCGACUUGCUCACUGUCGAACCAAAAUUUAAGAUCUCAUUUUUUUUUAACUGUUCUACAAAAUUGUUUUGGAAUUGUAGUGUUGUAUUGUGAACACUUUAACUGUUGUCUAAUGCUUAUCUUGGAUAUACGUCAUUCUAUGACUUGAGGUGAUAAAACAUUCGAUGUAAGUUAAACGUGUUCAGUGAUCCGUUCCACUUGUGUACCGACUAGUGCCGCUCGCCUUUGUGUAUACUUUCUUCAUAAUAUAUCUGCAUGGAACGGAACGCACUAGAAAAGACUUUUUGGAAUAUUAUCGUAACGAAUUCGCCACGAGUGCAACGGACCACGGUAACUUCAAACGGUAGCCCUAAAAUUAGAAAUAGUACGCAGUCGUCUGUACUUAGAAAUAAAUGAAGUACAUAAACAUAGUUAACUGAAUCUAAACUUUAUUCCAUAUGUAAUAAGAGUGAAUGUAAGUUAAUUAUCACUAGUGUUACUUGCUAUAUCGAGACAGGCGUCUAAGUUGUGAUUUGUAGUCUUUCGACAGGUAUUUUAAAUGUCAUUCUAUAUUGUCACUAUAUUUAUUAUAAAUAACUGUGAUUGUUAUAUCUACUACAUACAAUUGUAAUUCGACUAUUGGCAAAAUCCGUUUAAGAACUACCUCCUCGCGUGAGUAAAAAUACGAUAUUCGAUGGUAUAUUUUUUGUGAUUUUUCUCUCUACGACUAUGGAGAUAAUUAUGUAGGUAUAUUAGCCGUAGGGUGUACCAGUAAUAUACCAGUCUUGUAAGUAAGUUCUAAAGACGUAGUUUUCGAAAAUAUUGGUAGACAUUUCAAUUUCGAACUUGUCAUUGACAUGCUUUUUACACAAACUUGGCGCAUCUACAUAAUUCUUUCUUUAGUCUGGGUCGAGUUCACUAUUUCGAAUUUCGAAAACGCCUAACUCUCAACGUAUACUUUGGGCACAAUUCGAAGACAGUGGAAACUACCAAGAGAUGCUUGUUAGCUUAUAAAGCUCUUCCAAACACAUCACGUGAUGUGGCUAAACGCUUCCAAAAAAACGGUCUAAAUGUUUUAAAAAAAUUGCAAAGAGAGACAUUGCAAUAUAGUUUAGGAAUUUUAUUAUUUUUUUCUAAAGUUACCAUCAGUUUUCAGCUAGCCUUAUUUUAUAAUUAAUUUUUAAUUCUAAUGAGCACUGGUCAUAGGCGUUCCCGUGCAGGUCGAUUGUUAUAUUAUAUGUAUAUAUUGUUGGAUAAUGGUUUUGUGGUUUGAUGAUACUUUUCUGAGAGAUAUGCAAAUCUCUGAAAGAUUGUACUUAACUUUCAACAUUGUGACGCAAACAAAAGGCAAGUUAUCACAAAGAACAGAAGAGAUAAAUCAGAAUAAGUAUCUUGAAAGUUUUGUGAGAUUUAGCUCGAAGUUGGUUUUAGAAUUUCAAAGUACCAAGUUUUCCUAUAAAUAUACUUCAAUUUUGUAGUAACUUGUUAAUUAUGUAAACAGUAUUUUCUACUUGCAAUUGUUAUAAGUGUUCCUGACGAAAACUUUGCCAAUUAUUUUCAGUCUAUUGUAUAAGACAUUUAAACACACGUGACGUAAAAAUCAAUGUGACAUUAAGUUAAAACUUAGCUUUCUUCAUUCAAUUAAUUAACGUGUCUAGAAGAUAUUGUAAAACUAAUACAAUAUAUUGAGCAUCUAUAACUACAAAACUUAGUUUCAGUCCUCGUAUCGAUUAACCACAUAGGUACUAUCAGAUAUCAAUGCCUUAUCAAAAUUUAUUUUGCAAAGAAAUAAAUUACUUACUUGAUUCCAAACAUUAACUUAUUGCAGAAUAAAUUAGCGAAAUCAUAUUCAUAUCAAUGGAUGCUCAAUAUAUGUUUAGUAAGAUUUGUUAUCUUUCAAAGAAAAAAUAUUUUACAUCGAUGACAUUAUUGUUGAUUCUCAAAAGUGAGUAAUGAUUUAAGCAAAUAUACUAUUUUUUGGUACAGUCGGACACAAAAAGCAUUUACUUAUCUAUUUAUAAAUGUUGGUACUAAGAUCAAGUUGUUAGUUCAACGAAACAAGAAUAUUGAUUCAAUUCUGAUUGAUGAAGAUGAAGUACAUGUUAAUGUUUUUUUGAUUCUUGUUUCGUUGGAUAUGGAACUUGGUCUUAUUAAGUUGGAGAGUUGAUUCUUGUGGAAGUUAUGCACGUGGACGCCGUUAUAAAAAGCGUGGUUUCGGUAACUGGUGGCGUUGACAGUUAGCAGCGGUGCGGCCUUAAGUGAACUGGCUUUAUGGUCAGCAGGAAAAAAAUUGAUGUCAUAUAUUUGGUAGCUAAGGAUUUGCAAUUAAUUUGGUAUACUUGCUGUGUUUAUCUAAAAUACUAAAUUUCCAGUAGCUAAACUUUAAAAGGUCUGUUUGAUAAACUAAACAUCUGCUACUAUAAAACAGAUUUUCCUAAUUCCCAUUAAAAAAUUGAACAAGAUUUAAGUGUCUUGACUGUACCGCUGCUCUCUGCCCACCCAUCACUUCGUCCGAAGCCCGCCGUGUCGCAUUUCUCGCUCAUAUGUUAAAAGCGAACAUUCGACACACCGACUCUCUAGAUUAGGGGUUGCUAGGCCUUACGUUAUAUAAGCUUAUUUAGGUUAUAUCAAGUAUAUUUACAUACAUUAUAGUUAUUAUUUUUUCUUUUUCUUCCAAGUUGCCUGUUUCGUGUUACACGAAUAGCGACGAUGUGUUGUUACGAUACAUAAUUACUAUUAUAUUUGUGAGGAGUUUUAAGCUAUUGUAAAUUUUACAGAAAUAAAAAAUGUUGUGAAAAUAAAUUAUAAAAAAGUGAUAUAAACAGUGAA
This is a messenger RNA of Helicoverpa armigera (cotton bollworm), 6089 nucleotides long. RefSeq names its product terminal nucleotidyltransferase 5C. The record is from RefSeq and is a predicted model, not a curated record. NCBI's taxonomy places the organism in Eukaryota, Metazoa, Arthropoda, Insecta, Lepidoptera, Noctuidae. Gene Ontology annotation, molecular function: RNA binding; poly(A) RNA polymerase activity. Bases 348 to 1964 code for a protein of 538 amino acids. The transcript is spliced from 4 exons. Gene Ontology annotation, biological process: mRNA stabilization.